GCCCGGGGAUGCGUCUGUCGUUCGAAGGGAGAGGCUUGAUUGUCAUUACGUUAACUCGGUUAACCACGAGACCAUUCAAUCUGUGAGAUAAGUUACUGUUGAGUUUCGGUUAAAACGCGUCAUUUAUGACACUCUCGGACGGUGUCAGUCAACUAUAAUGCUACACUCCUUUCACGAGAAUGAGGGUGGCACGGCUAUUACUGUGCUGCGUACUUCUCGAGGACUACUGUAGCAAUGUCGGUGCGGCAAUUACGAGCGACAUCGUUCACCACCAGGACUUUUCGUCGGAGCAAAACACCGCAACUUUACUCGACAAUAAUGUGCCGAGUUUUGCCACGGCGAUUGGAAACGUGACGGUGGCCAGUGGCCGUGAAGCCAUUUUGUCCUGCACGAUUAGGAGUCUGGGGAAGUACAAGGUGGCAUGGCUCCGGAAUGAGAAUCAGAUGAUACUGUCAAUGGGCACUAGAUCCAUAACAAAUCCCCAAAAAUUCUCCGUAUCACUCGAGAACAUGAGGACUAAGACGAAUUUAACGACUGGAAGAAACGAGGACGAGGCGACGUGGAAGUUGCACAUAAGAAAUGUUAAGGAACAGGAUCGUGGAUGCUACAUGUGUCAAGUUAACACAAAACCCAUGCUAAACCAACUGGGCUGCGUUGAUGUUCUGGUUGCACCUGAUAUCCUAACUUCGGGGACAUCAGAGAGCGAGGUAAUCGUCAAAGAGGGUGAGAAUGCUACACUGGAGUGCAAAGCCUCGGGUAGACCAACGCCCACCGUAGCGUGGAAGAAGGAGAAGGAUGCUUUACUAGUGAGAAAAAAUCGUGAUCAAUUCAUUAAAGUGGAGACGUUUGCGGGUGAGCGGCUCGAAUUAAUCAGGGUAGACAGAAAGCAAAUGGGGGCCUAUCUUUGUAUUGCAACGAAUGAUGUGCCUCCGGGUGUCAGCAAACGAGUUUAUUUGAGAGUACACUUUUCGCCCACUGCGAAAGUUAAAAAUCAACUGGUUGGCUCACCCCUGGGCACCGAUGUGUCACUCGUAUGUGAAAUUGAGUCCUUCCCAAGAACAAUAAAUAUGUGGCAGCGAGGGAAACAAGUCGUGUCAAUAAGCAGUGGUGGUAGAUUCGUGAGUAAUGAGACGGUGAAUGAAAAAGAGGAGUGGAAGACAACCAUUGAACUCAAGAUAAUGCAACUUCAGGCGGAGGAUUUGGAUGAGUACAAGUGCAUUGCUAAAUCAGUGAUUGGGGAGGCUGAAGCAACUCUACGAUUAUACCAGAUUGAAGGUGUGACUCAGUCAACACGUGCGACUUCCACCAGUGGGAAGAGAUUCAGUGGAGGGAAUUCAUCAUGGAGGACAACGCCAAAACUUUCGUACAGCAGAACAAGUACACCGAUGUUACAAAGGAGUACGGUUGCAUUCACUUAUGAAAAAAGGAAAUUCAUUACAACAACAACGCCGGACUCACGUGUACCUCUCACUAAAGAUCACAAUGCCUUUAAACAUAAUGAAAUCUUUGAUGGAAGUCUUGGAACGAUAGCCAACAGCAACUUUAUUAUCAUAGCAGUUGCACUUCUUGUGUUAUCAUUUUGAUAUUAGUACUGAGUGAAUUUUUUCCCCUAUUGUUCCCGCAAUUAUCUAGCCGCCUUUUAAUUAAAUUCCUCUGUUCUUUAUCUUCCAUUAUUUUUUAGCUCUUUUUUUACCUCAGACAUUUUCAUAUUCCAUCAGUUUGCCUGAUGAUGAAUGUGGAAGAUGUACAUUCGCCCCAUGCCCGACGUUUGAGUUUAUAAUAUUCAAGAGUGAGGUGUUCCAUUUACAUACUUCUCCUUUUAUUUUCUUUCACCUUUUUUCGUGGUCAUAAACACGUCUUGAAAAAAAAAUGUAUUGCCCGAGGGAUUCAUCAUUCUGUGAAAUUAUGCGCGUUUUUUUUUUCAUGAAAACCCUAUGAUAAUGUGCGAGUGAAGGAUGAAUAUUUUUCAUUAGCAUUGUCGAAUGUCUUAACUGAAAUGGGGACAUAUCCAAAGUUGAGAUGAUUAUAUUUUUUUGGAACUACGAAAUCUCGAUAAUGAAAAAUUUAAACUAAGACACGAGGUGAAUAAAUUGAAGGACUCACGAAAAAAAGAUUGUAAAAGUGACGUUUUCAAAUUAUAAACUUAUAGAUACUGAACGUAAUGGGGGACAUUGAGGGGGACACGAGUGUCGUGAAUUGACUAUGAAUUUCAUAAUCAAAUAUGAGACAAAUAAUUAGUGUAAUGACUUAACGUGUAAGUUACAUACAUAGUAUAACGAGUUUUAUGAGAUUGGGGUAUGAGCACUCUGAGGAUCUCAUAUUUCUCGUCGUUUAAAAAGAAGUCAUAUCUGUAGUGCGUGUAACGCUGUAUUAAAUGUUUUCAAGUGGUUAGUUAAACGAUAAUUCAUUACAGAAUUUUUGUUUUUGAUGAAUGAAAAGUCGACUGAAAUGUCAGAGGAAAAAGCCCUAUGCUUUGCGGUUUGACGACAACUGGGGAGUUUUACAACUUGUUUUGUACAGUUUAAAGAUAAUUACAUUUAUUUCAGAUCUAAACAACGAAGUUUAUGUACGACGUUACGAACUGUUAAUCAUUGAUUUGUAAAUAUCAAUAAAGACAUAUCUUGAUUUAUGAUCAUAUCAGUUAUACUGCUCCACAAGGUAUAGGGCCUCGUAGUUAUUAAAUAAUUUGUAUGAUGAAGUGAAGGAAUGUAUGAUCAGUGUAACUAUCGGAUGAAUUAGUUGUAUUAUCGAAUGAUGCUCAAUACACUGAUAAAUAUAGUACCUAUGGACAUGAAAUGAGUAAAUAAAAGUUCUGUUGUUUAUAGUAAAAAAAAGAAUUAUAUAUAUUCUAAGAUACACAUGUAAGGAUGAGAAGAUGUGCUCAAGUUGAAUACACACUAGCUUUGCAGACGUAACGUGUUGACAAAUAAAGUGAAAAUACGUA
Molecule: messenger RNA, 2944 nt
Organism: Diachasma alloeum
Lineage: Eukaryota; Metazoa; Arthropoda; Insecta; Hymenoptera; Braconidae
Product: lachesin
Exons: 9
Coding region: 180-1583 (467 amino acids)
Cellular component (GO): neuron projection
Source: RefSeq, a predicted model, not a curated record